AUGGCUCUUGAGGUUGCUGUCAAGGCCGCUGUUGGUGCUCCAACUUUGCUCGGAGACUGUCCAUUUUCACAAAGGGUCCUAUUGACUUUAGAGGAGAAGAAGAUCCCCUACAAACUGCACCUAAUCGAUCUCAGUAACAAACCCGAAUGGUUUUUGAGUGUGAACCCUGAAGGAAAGGUGCCGGUGGCUCUUUUUGACGGAAAAUGGGUGGCUGAUUCUGACAUAAUUGUGGGGAUACUCCAAGAAAAGCACCCGGAACCCUCUCUUAUCACUCCUCCUGAAUUUUCCUCCGUGGGAUCUAAGAUAUUUGGGUGUUUUGUGAGUUUUUUGAAGAGCAAGGAUCCAAAUGAUGGAACAGAGCAAGCGUUGCUGGCGGAAUUGACCGCUUUGGAUGAACAUCUCAAGGGCCAUGGUCCAUUCGUUGCUGGGGAGAAAGUCACCGCUGUUGACCUGAGUUUGGCACCAAAACUGUACCAUCUAGUGGUAGUACUUGGCCAUUUCAAGAAGUGGAGUAUUCCAGAAAGUUUGGCACAUGUCCACAACUACACCCAGCUGCUCUUCUCCCGUGAGUCAUUUGAGAAAACCAAGCCUGCAAAGGAGGAAUUUGUUAUUGCUGGAUGGGCACCUAAAGUGAAUGGUUGA
Messenger RNA from Sphenostylis stenocarpa, 642 nucleotides. The record is from the annotation of a GenBank genome assembly. Lineage: Eukaryota; Viridiplantae; Streptophyta; Magnoliopsida; Fabales; Fabaceae.